UGGCCGAGCUCGGUGGGGUCGGGUGGCGGGGUUGGAAUGAGCGGGACACGCGGAGACCGUGCGGGAAGACUGACCGCGCUUUGCCCUCCACCGUCCUUUCCUUUCUUCCUCGAGUCCCUUCCGUGCGCGGUGACCUGACAUGAUGCCCACACCUCGUUUGGACACUGGGAAUCCAACCAUGGGUUUGUCUUCCUCGACCCCGGCUGUUGCUGUUCAGACCUCAAAUGCUCCAGAUCAUCAGACAUCAGCCCCACCGUCAGGAUGUCCAAUGCAUAAAGGGCAAAUGGCAGGCUAUCCAGGGAGUGCACAGCCGCCUAACCCAGCCAGCUCUGUGCCUGCCCACCAAGAACGCGCCUAUGAAUACGUGGAGUGUCCCGUGACGGGUGCCAGGGUUGAAAAUAAGGAGAACCUAGAUCCUUCCAAUCUGAUGCCGCCGCCUAAUCAGACCCCCGCCCCCGAUCAGCCAUUUGCACUGUCAACCGUGAGAGAGGAGUCUUCCAUUCCUAGAGCAGAUUCAGAGAAAAAGUGGGUGUAUCCCUCGGAACAGAUGUUCUGGAACGCGAUGUUAAGGAAAGGGUGGAAGUGGAAGGAUGAGGAUAUCAGCCAGGCCGAUAUGCAUAAUAUCAUUAAAAUCCACAACCAGAAUAACGAGCAGGCGUGGAAGGAGAUUCUGAAGUGGGAAGCCAUGCACGCCACGGAGUGCCCUUGUGGUCCCUCACUGAUCCGGUUCGGAGGAAAAGCCAAAAUGUACUCCCCGAGGGCAAGAAUCCGCUCCUGGAUGGGGUAUGAGCUGCCAUUUGACAGGCAUGACUGGAUCAUCAACCGUUGUGGGACAGAAGUCAGAUACGUCAUCGACUACUACGAUGGUGGCCACGUCAACGAGGACUAUCAGUUCACCAUCCUGGAUGUGCGGCCGGCUUUCGACUCAUUGUCUGCGGUGUGGGACAGGAUGAAGGUGGCCUGGUGGCGCUGGACUUCCUAACCUGUGCUUGGUUAGAGUUAGGAAAGCUUGAGCAAUUUUUUUUUUUUUUUUGCUGAGUGUUCCAUUAAAGUCUUCCCGAAUUGAAUCACGCUCGUGAUGUAAUGUGAAUGCCAAAUGGGUAGUCGCCCCUCAGAGCCCGCCACUUUAGUGGCCGGCCACCAGGCUCUUGAGCUCUAUUCUCACUUGGAAUCUGAUAGCCAAUAAUCCUAAAUUCCCUUCCCACGUAGAGAAGUGGGGAUAAGGCCUAGGUUUUACCUCGUAACUGCAGUAUUGCCUGAAUUUCUCAUCUAGCCUGAGCCACCUCCGAAAAAGAACUUUUGAAACAAGAGCUACUUUUUUUUCUUCUUUUUGGGUCACACCCAGCAAUGCUCAGGGGUUAAUCCUGGCUCUGCACUCCGCAAUCACUCCUGGCGGUGCUUGGGGGACCCUAUAGGAUGCCGGGGAUCGAACCUGGGUCGGCCGCAUGCAGGGCAAACUCCCUACCUACUGUACUACCGCUCUGGCCCCACAAGAGCUACUUUGUAUUCGUUUUCUCAUGAAUACUUAAGAGCUAGAUCUGAAAAGCAGAUGAGAUUUUUACCUGGUCAAAUACAUUUUUUUCUGGGGGUCCCACCUGGCUGUGCUCAGGUACUACUCCCUGCAGGCUAGGGUUCAGAUCCAACCUCCCGUGUGCAAAACCUGCACGCCAGCCUGCUGGCUCUCUUCUUGGUCCAGUUCAAAUAAUUUCAUGUCUGCUGUUAAUUAAUAUCAUUGUAAGUACUUCCGCUUUUGAAAACAACUAACAAUCUAGGGCUGGAGCAAUAAUACAUCAGGUAUGGCGCUUGUCUUACACACGGGGACCCAAGUUCAAUCUCCGGCACCCCAUGUGGUCCCACAAGCCCAUCAGGAGUGAUCCCUGAGCACCGCCAGGUAUGGCCCCAAAAGCAAAAGUAAAAAGUUACCCAUCUUUUGAAUGUCCCUCCAAUGCAGUCAUGCCCCUUGAUUCAGCUAACCAAGGCGCAUCCUGGCUCAGGCCCCUGGAGAUUUCAGACUUGAAAUAUCCUUGCAGAAUGGAAGGAGUUUCCACUCCCCCGUGAUCUGCUAAUAUGAAUAUACUGGAAUCAUUUAGCUGAGUGGUGUCAUCCAAACGCCCCCAGUGACAUGAGAUUCUUUCCCAAACAAGCUCUGCUGCUGGUCGCGUUGGCGCACCUGAGUCCUGUCUUCCUUCUGCCAGAAGCUUGCUCCCACUCCGAAGGCGUAAUGCCAGGAUGGGCUCUUUCUAACACCCCUUAGAGUUUGCUGGGUGUUGGAAUUCAUAAGGAAAAUAAGCAGGUGGAGAAUGUUUGCAAUAGCUCCCACCUUGCUGUGUAAAGGUUUCUCAGGUUCAUUUUCCAGGAGUACCAAUACUGUGUAUGCACGGUAACGCCGUACUCGCCCAUGGCCAGGGUCUAACCUGCAGCCAUCCUCGAAAGAGCCCCUUCCGUCUUUCGUUGGGUUUUUACAAUUGCAGGGAUGCAACCCAGGGUCUCACCCGUGCAAGGCACAUUUCUGCCCCUGAGUCACACCCCCGGCCCCCAUGCUGUUCCUUGUUGAAAUGCUUUGUAUGAAUGACCGAUAGGCUGCUUGUGAGACUGGGCUGUUCCAAAUGAUGCGGGAGUUUCCAGUGUGGGUAUCAGGAACUCGGUUCCGUUACUGACUCCUGGAGUCUCAAGUGGACCGUUUGCCUUAGCAGGCGAGUGUGAUCACCUUCGUAUGAAUUCCUUUGCUGUAGCUUUGUGUGGUUUCCAAAAUUGUAACAACCCAAACUGUCUGCAUUUCGAAAUACUUGCAUAUUUGAAAAUAAAAUUGAUC
Sorex fumeus (smoky shrew) is the source of this 2812-nucleotide messenger RNA. Its product is annotated as holocytochrome c-type synthase. The transcript has 7 exons. Gene Ontology annotation, molecular function: holocytochrome-c synthase activity. Gene Ontology annotation, cellular component: mitochondrion. Gene Ontology annotation, biological process: cytochrome c-heme linkage. Lineage: Eukaryota; Metazoa; Chordata; Mammalia; Eulipotyphla; Soricidae. The record is from RefSeq and is a predicted model, not a curated record. Bases 140 to 982 code for a protein of 280 amino acids.